UGAACCGUGGACUGUGAAUUCAAUAAUGUGAUGCUUUAAUGAGUCCGCUAUAACUGGACUAUUUUGUCUUUCGUUCUGCACUCUCUCUCACAACACUCGGCGGAGCAAUGGUGAUCACCAUUCAUGACCACCGGUUACCACACGACACCCACAAUCUCUACGACGUCAACUUCUUCGGUUACAUCAUCGAAACCCUAGUAACUCACGAUCCCACCAUGGUUUCACAGUGGCUGUCCGACAUUGAAUCUCUCAACCACCACAGCCACCAUCGCUUGGUCAUCGGCCUCGACUUAGAGUGGCGCCCCAACAAUCGGUUCUAUAAGAACCCUGUUGCCACCCUCCAGCUCUGCGUCGGCCGCCGUUGUCUCAUCUACCAACUCAUUCAUUCUAGUCAUAUUCCGUCCCCCCUCGUUGACUUCCUCUCCAACCAGAACUACACUUUUGUGGGCAUUGGAAUUGAGUCUGAUUUGAGGAAACUUGAAGAGGAUUAUGGAUUUGGGUACAAUGCGAAUGCCGUGGAUUUAAGGAAGCUCGCGGCGGACAAGUAUCAGAUGAAGGAGUUGAAGAAUGCGGGGCUGAAGAGUUUGGCCAGAUUUGUGCUUGAGAAAGAGGUGGAAAAGCCCAAAAACGUGACUUUGAGUAGGUGGGAUUACCCGUGGUUGACGCCUGUUCAAGUGCAAUAUGCUUGUGUUGAUGCUUUUGUUUCUUAUGAGAUUGGCAGGGUCUUGAAUGCUGCUGGAUAAAUUGAUCGGUAAGGGAUUGAGGUUUUUUGUUGAGCUUUAUCAAUAUUAUUGAUUGUUGAAUACUUUAAAGGUAGGGGGAAAAGUUCCAUAGUUACUGAAACUGGCUCUUCUUGACUAGUUGAAGACAUCCUUUUAAGAUUUAUUUUCUGAUGAUGUUAAUUGUCAAGACUAGUACUGGAAAAGAAACUGUAUGGUCGAAUCUUGAAUUUUGCGAAUG
This is a messenger RNA of Olea europaea var. sylvestris, 960 nucleotides long. Its product is annotated as Werner Syndrome-like exonuclease. The coding region runs from base 108 to 743 and encodes 211 amino acids. Lineage: Eukaryota; Viridiplantae; Streptophyta; Magnoliopsida; Lamiales; Oleaceae. Gene Ontology annotation, biological process: nucleobase-containing compound metabolic process. The record is from RefSeq and is a predicted model, not a curated record. Gene Ontology annotation, cellular component: cytoplasm; nucleus. The transcript has 2 exons. Gene Ontology annotation, molecular function: 3'-5' exonuclease activity; nucleic acid binding.